GAUCUCGACCUUCUUCUCUCUCUUCAGGAUAGGGUUUUGGAGACCCCUCCUGCUUCUCCCUCAAAGCCGCACUCCUAUUCCCCAGGGUACUUAUCAGAUGAUGGAUCACCAAGACAAAGAGGUGAUGCCGAUAUGUCUGUCUUUAGGAAUGCUGUUCAAGAUUGCCUCGAUUAUGAGACCAAACACGCUAAGAAAAAUGUCAAAUCCAAGAGCUCAAAGGAUGUUCAAGUUGAGAAGUUUUCAGGUUUGCGUAUAAGGAACUUGUCGUUCAGCCAUGAAGAGCUUAGUGAGCGUUUGUCAGACAUUCGUUUUGUUCGGUUAUCGACUAUAAAGAAUUUAUUGGCCGGAGACACUCUCUCAGGAUGUUGGGCAACUGUUGGAGUGUUGAUUGAGAAGGGUGUCCCAAGGACGAGUUCUAUUGGGCAGGAAUAUGGCAUAUGGAAAAUUGGGUGUUUGACUGAAGAUAGUGUUUCUCUUUUCUUAUUUGGUGACGCUUAUAAACAGAACAGGAAAGAGGAGGAGGGAACAGUUUUUGCACUGUUUAAUGGUUCCGCACGGAAGGAUUCCAAGGGGCAAGGAUUUUCUUUGAGUCUAAGCUCUGCCAACCAAAUUCUAAAGAUUGGUACUUCUGCAGAUUAUGGAGUUUGUGAGGGAAAGAGGACAGAUGGAGUGCCUUGUACACUUGUCAUAAAUAAGCGUCGAGGAAAAUACUGCCAAUAUCACAAAUCAAAAGCAUCAGAAAGAUAUACCACACAGAGAACUGAGUUGAAGGGAGGGAAUUUGAGAAUGGCAUUUAGAGAUCAUCAGCAGCCAGAAGGCAUUUAUGUGGUUAAACCUCCAGCUGAAAGGACAAACUCUAUCAGUGCCACAAAGCCAGUUAAAGUAAUGUCUGUGGAAGGGCUAAAACAGGCAUUAAGAAAUGCAGACAAAGUGACAACAAAUACACAUUCACAAGGAAUGAGAUUUCUAAAAGAAGUUACAGUGAAAAUGAAUUCAAAAGUUACAACUAAACCUGGCACAAUUACAGGUCAAAAAGUGACUGUAUCAGAGAACAGGAAAUCAUUUAUUGUUAAGAAAGACCUACGUUCCAGAAGCGAACAGCUUGAUGUAAAAAGAAGGAAAACUGAGCCAGGGGUUGCUUUGAAGGAUUAUACCUUGCAGGGUACAGGGAAAACAAUUGAAUUAGAAAUCGUUACUUCAGAUGAAGAAAUCUAAGUAUUCCUUGAUGAUAUUCACCCCUUCAGUUAGAGGUGAAAUUCUUGGAUUGAUGAAAGGAUAACAUUCACCACUUUUGAUGCACUGAUCUGAGCUUCCAUUCGAGGAAAUACAAAAUGAAGAACAACCGAGAUCUUACAAUUUCCAUUGCUGGGGCCAAGCUCUUCAAGGUGUCAAAGAUUCAACUCAUUUCUUAGGCAUUAAUUGGAGGUAAUGAUUAGUGCAAUAGAAAACUUAAAGACCUUCCUCCAUGUGAAGUGCUAGUUUUUAUCAAAGGAAAUCAUCAACUUAUGGAAAGUUUGUACGAUUGUUCUCACUUUGUGAGUAAAAUCAUUGGGUUCUG
Molecule: messenger RNA, 1558 nt
Organism: Rubroshorea leprosula
Lineage: Eukaryota; Viridiplantae; Streptophyta; Magnoliopsida; Malvales; Dipterocarpaceae
Source: the annotation of a GenBank genome assembly